CUGUCAAUGCCGGAAAAUUUUGCUUUUAAUUCUGUAAAUUUUGUUAUUUGGGCUCUUGUUUAAAUUCUGAUUAGGUGUAAUAUUUAAAAUGUCUGAUAACGAUGACGAUUAUAUGUGUGAUGAGGAAGAAGACUAUGGCUUGGAAUAUUCAGAAGACAGUAAUUCAGAACCAGAUGUGGACCUCGAAAACCAGUACUACAAUAGCAAAGCACUGAAAGAAGAUGUACCACAAGCGGCAUUACUCAGUUUCCAGAAGGUUUUAGAGCUAGAAGGUGGAGAUAAAGGGGAAUGGGGAUUCAAAGCUCUCAAACAAAUGAUCAAAAUUAAUUUUAAGCUAAGUAACUUUACAGAAAUGAUGGCGAGGUAUAAACAACUCUUAACAUACAUUAAAAGUGCCGUCACUAGGAAUCAUUCGGAAAAAUCUAUCAAUUCAAUUUUAGAUUACAUCUCUACAUCUAGGAAUAUGGAAUUAUUACAAGACUUUUAUGAAACAACAUUAGAAGCAUUGAAAGAUGCAAAGAAUGAUAGGCUCUGGUUUAAGACCAACACUAAACUUGGGAAAUUGUAUUAUGACAGAGGAGAUUUCAACAAGCUAGCAAAAAUAUUGAAACAACUACAUCAGAGUUGUCAGACUGAUGAAGGUGAAGAUGAUCUCAAGAAAGGAACGCAACUACUAGAAAUAUAUGCUCUUGAGAUACAAAUGUAUACUGCACAAAAGAACAAUAAGAAAUUAAAAGCAUUAUACGAACAGUCCCUACACAUAAAAUCUGCAAUACCACAUCCACUCAUCAUGGGUGUCAUCAGAGAAUGCGGCGGCAAAAUGCACCUUCGUGAGGGAGAAUUUGAGAAAGCGCACACAGACUUCUUCGAGGCGUUCAAGAACUAUGACGAGUCCGGGAGCCCGAGGCGGACCACGUGUCUGAAAUAUUUAGUUUUAGCUAAUAUGUUGAUGAAAUCCGGCAUAAACCCAUUCGAUUCCCAAGAAGCGAAGCCGUACAAGAACGAUCCCGAGAUCCUCGCCAUGACCAACCUGGUGAUGGCCUACCAGAACAACGACAUUAAUGAAUUCGAAUCCAUACUCAAACAUAAUAGGAAUAACAUAAUGGACGAUCCGUUUAUCCGGGAACACAUAGAGGACCUGCUGAGGAACAUCAGAACUCAGGUGCUGAUCAAACUGAUCGGGCCUUACACCAGGAUCCACAUACCGUUCAUAUCCAAGGAGCUUAAUAUUGAUGAGAAGGAAGUUGAGAAUUUACUUGUCACAUGUAUUCUGGAUAACACCAUCAGCGGGCGCAUCGACCAGGUGAACUCAGUGCUGGAGCUGGCGUCGGGGCGGCGCGGCGCGGCGCGGUACGGCGCGCUCGACAAGUGGACGGCGCAGCUCGCGGCGCUGCACCAGGCGCUCGCCAACAAGAUGGCCUAGCAACGCCACGCCGACACCCUCUCUCUUACAAACAAUGCUUCCCAAACUUAGCGGACCAGAACUCAUUAUGUACUGGAAAACAAAUUUGAGGAACUAAGUCUAUUCGAAAUCUGCGGGAAUGAGGUCUGCGACUUUGAAAACUUUGGGAUUCAAUGAUUUUAAUGGGCCUAAGGGCUUAAAAAAUGUUAACCACUGUUACCAAUCUUUGGCCCUGAUGUCGAUUAUUAAUUAAUCAUAUUAAACAAUUUCUAUCGUGUGUGUUGCUUUUGUAUUAUUUUUUUUUUCAUUUUUUAUAUAUUUCAAAAGUAGUGGUAACUGAAAUAAUUCAGCGGUCUUAGAGCCAACGCUAUGGAGAUUGAUUGAUAUGAUUAAUUAAUAUUUCUUAGUCGUGCGAGUUUGUGUUACGGCCCCCCCUUUUUUUAAUAAAUAUAUGGCAUGGAUAACUCGAAGCAAAAAUGAACGGUAAUAUAAUGAAAUAAAGUGCCCUUGACUAUCCAUGGUUUAGUCGGAUUUGACUCGGUGCAGACUAGCUUAAGCUUCGAGCCGUAUUCAUUGCGCGGUGGCCGGGAAAGAUAACCGGUAAUGUAAUAAAAAUUGAAUACUGUCAAUGGUCUUCUGUUCCCCGCCACUGCGCCUGAGAAUUUGUACAUCAGAAUGUAAUUUUUAUAAAUAUCGAUGUAUUUCUUUCUACAA
Bombyx mandarina (wild silkworm) is the source of this 2116-nucleotide messenger RNA. It is a transcript of the gene alien, whose product is annotated as COP9 signalosome complex subunit 2 alien. Gene Ontology annotation, molecular function: protein binding. NCBI's taxonomy places the organism in Eukaryota, Metazoa, Arthropoda, Insecta, Lepidoptera, Bombycidae. The record is from RefSeq and is a predicted model, not a curated record.